CCCCCCGUGCAAGAUGGCGGCGUUAGGGGUGCUGUUGAGCUGUCUGAGGACUCUGCGUCCCGGCGCUCGGUGCAGGUAGCGCUGCGGCCCUCUCGUCGGCCUCGAGCGGAGCCAGGACAUUAGCCCGGGGUCCCCGCUCCGUCCCUGGCGCGUGUGGGGGGGCACCGCGCUGGCGCUGCACGGCCGGGCGCUGAGCGCCUGCAGCUCCCUCUCCUGGCCCUUGGGCAGCCUCGCCGCGAGCACCCGGACCCUGCCGUGCCGCGAGCGGGCGGCAGCGCCAGGCCCCGCUCGGCUCCUGACCCGGCCGUUCCCCCGGGGGGCGGGGGAUGUGCAGCCUUUCUCCUACUUUGCUGCACCUAGUAAGAACACCACCCUGUUCUUCUCAGAAUGGAGUCCACCAUGUACCAAGCAUCAGGGUGCAGUGGGCAUCAUCCUCUUCUAAGCCAGGGCAACCAGUGUCUGACUCUAGCGAGGGACAGAUCUACCUCACCAACAGCUGUGUGAAGAGGCUGCUGGAGAUUAUAGAAGGGUCUGAGUUUCUCAGGCUGCAAGUGGAGGGAGGUGGCUGCUCUGGAUUCCAGUACAAGUUUUCUUUGGACACAGUUAUCAAUCCUGAUGACAGGGUGUUUGAACAAAGUGGUGCUCGUGUUGUUGUGGAUGUGGACAGCCUGGCCUUUGUGAAAGGUGCAAUGGUGGAUUUCAGCCAGGAGCUGAUCCGCAACUCGUUCCAGGUGGUGAGCAAUCCACAGGCUGAGCAGGGCUGCUCAUGUGGGACAUCCUUUUCUGUCAAACUCUGAGUGGACUCCUCCUUGGGUGUUGCUUGGGUGGACAUUGAGCCAGAGACUGUCCUCAGCAUCCUCUCCAAGGGUUUCUCAUUUUGGUAUUUUCUCAGCUUCCCCAAUCCUCCUCCUCAAUCUGUUAUACGAUUACUACAAAUGUCCCCAUUUGCCUAUCUGAACUGAGUCUGCAGCCAAGACCUAUUGGACUCUCCCUCCAAGGGUUUGAAAUAGGCUUUAAAUCCCACACAAAAGCAUCUUCUGUCCUCUAUGAAGCUCCAGGAAUUGCUGAAUAUAAUGAGCCACCCUGAUCUCCCUGAGCCACACAGCACAUGGAACUGCCUUUCAGGAGCUGCCUAUACAUGUGUAUUGACUAUUUUUUUAAUAUCAGUUUCCAUUGUUUAUUUAUAUUUUUCAUGCUUUUCAACGUGUGGUUAGAAUGCAGCUCUCUAGGGAGAUGGUUGUUUCCCCCUUGUCCUUAAACUGGAUGUGGGAUUCCUGGGAUGCCUGCCCUUUACAGCUGGCUGUGGGUCUUCCCAGACAAUUUGUUCUACUAAUCUCCUUAUUCUUGACGACCUACCUGCCUACAGGGAGCAGCCAGCAGCUGGGGAAAGACUGGUCUACCUCGUACAUGUAGGUGAAGCAGAGAGGUGGGUGUAGGGGGGAGGAUUAAAGCUUUAGGGUUAGGGCUCCAAAAAAAAAAAAAGCAAGCAAUUUGGUUUGUUUCCCUCCUGAUUCAAUUUUAAAAAAUGGUACAAAUCAGCAAAUGGCUUUUCAAACUCUCUCUACUUUUGCCAGCAGGGUAUAAAUUGCAUGGUGGAUUGGCGAGCCUGUGGUCACAUCUAGGAGCCCUUGUACUCUGUCCUGCACAUCACUUUGAUUUAAUAAUCUAAAGCAUUUUCCUAAUUUUGAUUCUUAGUCUAAUCUCUCUUUAGCUUUGUGUCUGUUUUUAGGAGAGAAACACAUCUCUCAUUCCCUUUGUAGGGUAGUGCCCAGAUACAACUGUGCUGUAGGAAGUGUGGCCUAGGGGCUUCCAAUGCAACUUCAUUUUCAGUUACUCAUCACUUUGUGGAACUCCCUUCUUAUAGCUGAAGUUUUCCAUGCUUAGUCUCUGCCUGAAGGUGAAUGUUUGGUAAAUUUGAGCCAAAAUGUUUUCAGGUGACAAGAGGGAUAGAGAACUUGUGUGCUUUUCCCAUUAUUACAAAAGAACCUACUAUAAUAGUCUCACAGCCAAAUUGUGGGAUUUAAAAGAGUCAGUUUCCCAUGGAAUGGGGAGCAUCCCAAGGAAUCAGCUUGCGAUUUGGGCAGAUUUUAAUCCGUUGAAAAUUGAAUACCAAGCAGUAAGUUUUUUUUUAUUAAGUGUGUUAAAUGCUUAUCUAAAAAGGGUUUUUGCAUGUGUGCACUGCUGAGUUACCCGUGUUUACUGAUCUCUGUAGUGGUUGCUCCUAAAUGGCUGUGAUUUUUCCCCCUGCCCCCAAUAUUUUGAAUCUGGAUCUGCUGCAACUUUGGCUUCAGGGGAACGUCCAGAAGGUCCUGAGUUCUGCUCCAACCUCUUCCCUGAGUGGCUUUAAUAAUUUUCUGAAAUGGACACACCUUCUUUUGUUAUGUCUCUUAUUUGCCCUUCCUAGGUGUGGGGCUAACAUUAACCCAUUUGGUAGAUGGGGUUGCUGAAGGUACAGAGAACAGACUUUCCUAAACUCCCGUGGUUAAGCUUGCAACACAGCUGGGAAGAGUAUGUUUAUCUCUGUGCUAGAGUCUUGUUUUAUCUACCAAACCACAGUGCUUCUCAGACAAAGUGUUUCCAAUCUUAUGCACUUAGAAGGUAAGCUCUAAAGCCUUGUGUAGAUGCCGAUCAUUAUUAACCCUGAUUUUUAGGUAGGGUAACUAAGCCACAGGCACUGUUCUCUGAUCCAAGAAACAGGUUCUAGUACUGUUUGAACUUGGGUAAUUCCUUUUCUGUGCCUCAUUUAAUCGAUACAGAAAAAUAGGUAUGAGUGAUUGUAAGAAUACAAGAAUGGCAGGGGGCUCUGGGACACUGUAGAGCAUGAAAUUACUUAACUUUUUUUCUAAAUGGACUUGAUUUUAAGUUGUCCCUUUAACAAUACAACUUUAACAUUCUAUCAAUGAGUUUGUUGUAUGGAAUUUAAACUGAAUGUACCUGUUCUGUUCCACUCCUCAAAA
Molecule: messenger RNA, 2957 nt
Organism: Dermochelys coriacea (leatherback sea turtle)
Lineage: Eukaryota; Metazoa; Chordata; Testudines; Dermochelyidae
Gene: ISCA2
Product: iron-sulfur cluster assembly 2
Exons: 4
Coding region: 327-797 (156 amino acids)
Biological process (GO): iron-sulfur cluster assembly
Cellular component (GO): mitochondrion
Molecular function (GO): 2 iron, 2 sulfur cluster binding; 4 iron, 4 sulfur cluster binding; iron ion binding
Source: RefSeq, a predicted model, not a curated record